Molecule: messenger RNA, 2022 nt
Organism: Dreissena polymorpha
Lineage: Eukaryota; Metazoa; Mollusca; Bivalvia; Myida; Dreissenidae
Product: 5-hydroxytryptamine receptor 4-like
Exons: 2
Coding region: 589-1809 (406 amino acids)
Biological process (GO): adenylate cyclase-activating adrenergic receptor signaling pathway
Cellular component (GO): membrane
Molecular function (GO): G protein-coupled receptor activity
Source: RefSeq, a predicted model, not a curated record
AGUGGGAUUACAUACACAUGCAGUAGAUGAAUGUGUUGAUUGGAUUACACAACGAUUCACUAAAAAGGUAGAUGUUUCUUAUUCUGAACGAGCUUACGGCGGCAAUCCCCGGACAAUCCUUCCGAAGCCUACUUCCCUUUAUUCGUUCUUCAAAAGUUUGACGCCUGGUAGUUGACUUUCCCAUUUCGUCACCUCACGCCACACCACAGGCCGAUUCAGACAGUUUAAGUUGUCUCCGAGACAAAACAUUCACAUAUGGUGUUGAAUCAGUCCACAGUGGAAAAAAUGGAGCACAUGUGUCGGAAAUUAACAGACGCGUUUUCAUCUUUCACCUUUCGAUAAUCAUUAUAUAAUAUCAUUAUCUGUGUUUUAAAAACGGACAAAGUUACUAUACCAGUGCAAUCAAAAUGAAAUGGAAAACACUCGUUACUCUUGUAGAUUUAGAAGUUUUUUGGGGAACCUUUAUAUAACGUUAAUAUCUCUGUAAUGGUCCGGUUUAUCGGAAGUUUAUGCAAAUGUAACGCGUGUACUAUGAAAAACUAUUCCUAAAGAUAUACAUCUGUUGAUAGAAAAAGAUAUCGUGGUACGAUGGCAACAAUUGUGUACAACAGGUCAGACGUGGUCGGCGAUAUAACGUUUAUGAGACCAAGUUCAACGUCUUCUUUUGACGCGAGCGUCACAUCGGUACCGUCUGACCGCUGCAUGGAACUUCUCAACAGUUCGUCAGGACCCCCACCGAUGUACGAGCCAAUAGAGCGCUAUAUAAUAUCAGCCGUUUUGUUCCUCUUUCCAUGUUUGACUAUGUUGGGAAACGUCAUGGUUAUCGUAGCCGUGUUAACACAUAAACGUUUGCAGACCGUGACUAACGCUUUCGUUGUCUCGCUCGCUAUUGCUGAUAUUAUGGUUGCCAUAUUAGUGAUGCCUUUCGGAAUUUAUCAACAGUUCAAUAAUAAAAACUGGCAAUUAGGUCGUACGUGGUGUCUUAUUACGACCAGUUUUGACGUCAUGUUCACUACAACGUCUAUUUUUAAUCUGUCAUGUUUAGCCAUAGACCGCUAUCUCGCCAUAUGUCGGCCAUUUACUCACGAACUAUUAACUCGUCGUAAGGUGAUAUUAAUGCUAUCAUUUUGUUGGAGUGUGCCUAUAUUAAUUUCAUUCGUGCCUAUAUUGUUACAAUGGAAUCAUAUUGGAAUAGAAGAGUACGUAAACUGUGCGUUCCCGCCGGAAGAUACGUCCCACUGCGCUUUUGUCGUCAACAAAGGAUUUGCGCUUAUAUGCUCUUCCAUAGCUUUCUACAUUCCGACUGUUUUCAUUGUGAUAUGCAACGUCCAUAUAUUUCGAACCGCCAGAAUGCAGGCGAAGCAGAUCAGAAUGUUGGAACUAUCCGCGCAUAAACACCAUCGGAAGGGGAGGUUAAAGCACGAAACCAAAGCCGCCAAGACGGUCGGAAUCAUCAUGGGAUGCUUCUUUAUCUGCUGGUUUCCCUUUUUCAUCAUGAACAUAAUCGAUCCGUUCAUUGGCUACAAAAUCCCAUAUAAUAUGUGGGCCGUAGCUCUUUGGCUAGGUUACAUCAAUUCCAUGUUAAAUCCGUUCCUAUAUUACAAUUUCAACAGGCAUUACAAGAUGGCGUUCAGACGCCUACUGUCAUGCAAAGUGUGCCGUGGCAUCAGCGAGUACCAGGAUGACGUCGUUCCCAGUACGCUAUACACGGACAUGUCCCAUUCGGCUUCCGCCAAUUCUCACUCGAACCUGCACAACGGACGCCAUUCCAUACCACACAACCACAAGAAUAACAACGUCGACUUGUAACGCACAUAAGAGGAAAUUGCACGUUACCUGAUUUUGUCUCUAACAGCAGAAGAAUAGGACCCAGUUGCUGAAAACUUUAAAAGUGACACAAAUGGUGUAACAUCGAUAAUAGAUCAUCUAUAUUUAACCACGAUUUUACUAAAUUAAAAUUAUAUUCUUAAUGUUUGAAUUGAACGAUCCCAUUUUUGUUUAAAUAAAAAUAAAAAAUAAGUU